AUGUAAUAAACACAUUUAAAAUGCACUUGCUAACAAUUAAGUUAAGUUAACACUAUCAGAGAAGAUCCUGGGUUGGUUGAGAAAUUGAAAGAAAGGUAAAUGGAAUUAGAGGAGAAAUAAUUGGAAUUUGAACAUAAAAAGGGUAAUUUGGAGAGAGAGAAUGUGAUGCUAGAAGAGAAUAUUAAAAUAGAGUUACAAGGUUUGAAAGAAAACCAAUUGAUUCAAUAAUAAUUGAUAGAAGAACUAAGAAAUAACAAAAUCUCAGCUUAUAAGAGACAAAAUGAAUUACACUUAUUAAUACAGAAUGUCCAUGAAAAUGAGGCAGAAAAGAAGGUUUUUAAUAUGGCUAUGCUAGCAAUUAUUGAAUGA
This is a messenger RNA of Paramecium tetraurelia, 369 nucleotides long. RefSeq lists its product as uncharacterized. The transcript has 2 exons. The record is from RefSeq and is a predicted model, not a curated record. Lineage: Eukaryota; Ciliophora; Oligohymenophorea; Peniculida; Parameciidae.